Arachis duranensis is the source of this 546-nucleotide messenger RNA. RefSeq names its product uric acid degradation bifunctional protein TTL-like. NCBI's taxonomy places the organism in Eukaryota, Viridiplantae, Streptophyta, Magnoliopsida, Fabales, Fabaceae. The coding region runs from base 1 to 546 and encodes 181 amino acids. The record is from RefSeq and is a predicted model, not a curated record. The transcript has 3 exons.
AUGGCUUCCGCUUUUCCAUUCUCCUCGUUGCGACACGCAUUCAAUGCGGCCUUUGACGUUUGGUGUAACAAGAUUAAUGUUCAUUCUUGGUUGAUAGCACCCAAUGCUCACACCAAUAUCUGUGAAAAGUUUCUAUUCUCACAUGCAUUCUACACUAGUGUCCCAUCCUCUGUUAUGAAUUCUAGUAUAGAGGAGAUAUAUGCACUUAACAAGCAGUAUCUGCAAAGGUUUGAGUUUCCAUAUUUUACUAUUUCUUCUUUUUGGGAUGGCGAUGUUAUAUUAAUGGAUCUAAAGACGAGCGUUACAAAUAAGUCAGCAUAUGAGUUUGAAUGGGCAUGUCGAAAACAAUUCAUCAUUAUAAAGCAACACAUUUCAAAAUUUUUCUGUAAGAGAGGAUAUGUUCGCUCUACAAAUAAAUCACCAGAAAUUCAAGCUGCGGUAAAAGAUUUUGAUCUCAACAAGAAGCCAUUUUGGAAGGAUGAUUUAGAUCCUGUUGCUUGUGAGAAAGCUAGACGAUUUUGUGAAAUCUGGAAUCCAGGAGAAUAA